Messenger RNA from Saccostrea echinata, 732 nucleotides. Its product is annotated as eukaryotic translation initiation factor 3 subunit A-like. The record is from RefSeq and is a predicted model, not a curated record. The transcript is spliced from 8 exons. The coding region runs from base 1 to 732 and encodes 243 amino acids. NCBI's taxonomy places the organism in Eukaryota, Metazoa, Mollusca, Bivalvia, Ostreida, Ostreidae.
AUGGCAUUCCAUAGUUUUUGCCGAGAUAUGAAGUUGGCUGAGAAGGACAAAAGUGUCGAGAGUGGUAAAGAAGAGAAGAUUCAGGAUGAUGUUCCCAACGUCAAACAACUGCUGGCAAAGAUAAAAGAACAGAGAAAGGCUGCAGAGGACACAUGUGUUAUGACAAAGGAUGAAGAGAAAGUCCAGACCGUUCCUGUUGUUCAAAACAGCAAACGACAAACUGAAAAGAACGUCACUGUCAGAAGUGUUCUGAGAGGAGAAGAGAGCAGCGAGGAUGUGAUUGAGGUUCAAAACGGCGAUCAACUACUUGCCCGACUUAAACAGAGCCUCAAAGAGGAAAAGCCUUUCAAAUCUAGAAGAGGAGACAACUUAAGAGCUCCGUUUCGCCAUACCCAAAAACUUGGAAAGAUUAAAGAAGAUGAAGAAUUCCGCGUCAGACAGGACGAUCGGCGGUAUGGAAUAUUCCAGUCCGAUUCGGAGUGGGGAAACUCUGACUCCGAGUCGGACUGGUCCGAAGGAGGACCAGACGUCUACAUGGAAACUCCGCCCGUUACAUUUAAAUGGGUGGGGGAUAAACAAGAUAAGGACAUAGAGGAAAGAGAGAAGGAGGAUAAGGACACAGAGGGAAGAGAGAAGAAGGAUAUGGAAGUACACGAUGAAAAUGAAGAAACAGAGAAACCAAAACGUGUAGGGAAUGUGGGCAACAGAGCAGAGAAAAAGCUCUGUGGCUAG